Messenger RNA from Nestor notabilis (Kea), 1380 nucleotides. It is a transcript of the gene MIER2, whose product is annotated as mesoderm induction early response 1, family member 2. The record is from RefSeq and is a predicted model, not a curated record. NCBI's taxonomy places the organism in Eukaryota, Metazoa, Chordata, Aves, Psittaciformes, Psittacidae. Gene Ontology annotation, biological process: negative regulation of transcription by RNA polymerase II. The annotation marks the transcript as partial. The transcript is spliced from 12 exons. Gene Ontology annotation, molecular function: transcription corepressor activity; histone deacetylase binding. Gene Ontology annotation, cellular component: nucleoplasm.
GUUGGGCGGCAGAGCCCCAGGGUGGUGCCGUACCCAGCGCGCAGCCUCUGUCCUGCAGAGCCUGCCCUUCCGACUGCAGCAGUUGUGUCCAUGGGCUCAGCUGAUCAUCGACUGAACUUAGCAGAGAUCCUUUCACAGAACUAUGGUGUGCGGGAAGAGAGGGAGGACGAAGAUGAUACUCAGGAGAAGCAGAAGUCUUUAGAAGAGCUGGAGAAGAGCUUCAGUGCCUCUCAGAGCAGUGAAAUGCCAUUUGAGGAGCUGCUUGCACUUUAUGGCUAUGAGGCAUCUGAUCCCAUCUCGGAGCAGGACAGUGAGAGCAAUGAUAUUACUCCAAACCUCCCAGAUAUGACUCUGGAUAAGGAACAAAUAGCGAAGGAUUUGCUUUCAGGGGAAGAAGAGGAGGAGACACAGUCUUCAGCUGACGACCUGACUCCAUCCGUCACGUCGCACGAUGCAUCGGACCUAUUCCCAAACCAGCCUGGCUCAAACAACUUCCUUGCUGAUGAAGACAAAGAGCCCUGUUCAUCUCCAUGUGCUUCCUCCAUGGCUGAGGAUUCAGAGGAGGAUUCCAUCCCAUCCAACGAGUGUAAGAAGGAGAUCAUGGUUGGACCUCAGUACCAAGCCACUGUUCCCAUCCUCCACUUGAACAGGCACGGGGAAAAAGCCUAUGAGAAUGAAGAUCAGCUGCUCUGGGACCCAAACAUCCUCCCUGAGAGAGACGUGGAGGAGUUCCUGUACCGCGCAGUCAAGCGGCAGUGGGACGAGCUGUCGAGCAGCAGCCUGCCAGAAGGAGAGAUGGUGAAGGACAACGAGCAGGCUUUGUAUGAGCUGGUUAAAUGCAACUUCAAUGCAGAAGAGGCACUGCGGAGGCUACGGUUCAACGUGAAGGUCAUCAGAGAUGAGCUUUGUGCCUGGAGCGAGGAAGAAUGUAGGAAUUUUGAGCAUGGCUUCAGGGUCCAUGGGAAAAACUUCCACCUUAUCCAGGCAAACAAGGUCCGUACCCGGUCAGUGGGCGAGUGUGUGGAGUAUUACUAUAUGUGGAAAAAGUCGGAGCGUUACGACUACUUCACUCAGCAGACACGUUUAGGAAGGAAGAAGUACGUCCUCCACCCUGGAGCCACGGAUUACACCGACAAUGACUUGGAUGGGGGUGAAGUUGAAAACUCCACUCGUGCUCGGAGCUCCCCACCCAUUCCCUCUGGAACUGGCUGCCUGGAUUCCCACUUCAGUCAAGACCAGAUAGCAAUAGAGAGCACAGAGCCCCUGAGCGUGGAGAGCACGGCCUGCAGCCUGGGCAGCAUGAGCGAGUCGGGGCAGGGCUACGAGUGCAGCACUCCCUCCGAGACCAACUGCUCCUCCGACCCCCAGGAGGAGCCGUCC